Coffea eugenioides is the source of this 1119-nucleotide messenger RNA. Its product is annotated as beta-glucosidase 12-like. Gene Ontology annotation, molecular function: beta-glucosidase activity. The coding region runs from base 1 to 1119 and encodes 372 amino acids. Gene Ontology annotation, biological process: carbohydrate metabolic process. The transcript is spliced from 8 exons. NCBI's taxonomy places the organism in Eukaryota, Viridiplantae, Streptophyta, Magnoliopsida, Gentianales, Rubiaceae. The record is from RefSeq and is a predicted model, not a curated record.
AUGGCAAAACAAGAAAUUACAGGUAAAAUUGCAAAUGGCAGUAAUGGAGAUGUGGCAGCAGACUCCUACCAUCGAUAUAAGGAGGAUAUCAAACUCUUGAAGGAAAUGAAUGCAGAUUCUUAUCGCUUCUCAAUUUCUUGGCCUAGAGUAAUACCUCAUGGCAAGAUUAGCAAAGGCAUAAAUGAGAAAGGAAUUGAGUACUACAAUAAGCUCAUAGACAAAAUUCUAGCUUAUGGUUUAAAGCCAAUUGUGACAAUUUUUCAUUGGGACUUGCCCCAAGCCUUAGAUGAAGAGUAUGGAGGCUUCCUGAGUCCUAAAAUUGUAAAGGAUUAUCAUGACUACGCAAAUCUACUGUUUGCGAGGUUUGGUGAUCGAGUGAAAGAUUGGAUCACAUUCAAUGAACCUUGGACCUUUAGUUCAAAAGGUUAUGAUCGUGGAACCUUUGCCCCUGGUCGAUGUUCUGCCUGGAAGAACAAUAAUUGCACAGGUGGAAAUUCAGGGACAGAACCCUACUUGGUGGCACACCACGAACUUUUGGCUCAUGCUGAUGUAGUUCAAUUAUACAGGGGAGCGUACAAGGCUCGCCAAAAAGGACAAAUUGGGAUUACACUAGUCACUGCAUGGAUGGUGCCAUUUUCAAAUUCAACUCUUGAUCAACGAGCAGCCAUUCGUGCCCUUGAUUUAACAUUUGGAUGGUUUAUGAACCCUUUGGUGCAUGGUGAUUAUCCCGCUUCAAUGAGAAUUCUUGUCCGCGACCGACUUCCCCAAUUUACACCAAAGCAAUCUAAAGAACUGAUAGGGUCAUAUGAUUUUCUUGGAUUAAAUUACUACAUAACCAUUUAUGCUGCCCAUGUUACAACUCCUCCAAAUAAGGUGAAUUUAAGCUAUUGCACAGACGCGCAAGUUAACGUUACAAGUUGGCUUCAUAUUUAUCCUAAAGGGAUUUGGGAUCUCCUUCUCUAUGUAAAAACAAAAUACAAAGAUCCAAUCAAUUACAUUACAGAAAAUGGUACCUGUCAGCACUUUUCUUCUUCUCCUCCUCAGCACUUUGCAGCCCCAUAUAUAAGUCGUGUACAAACUAGAAAUGUUCCCUCCUUCCUCACUCGUCCAUUCAAGUAG